AUGAUCGUCUUCAUCAAGAUCGGCUUGGAGGACGGUAUUACCGUAGCUUUUUUCGCCCUGGCCAUCUCUGAUUUGCUGUUUGUAGGGAUUUAUUUCGUGAUCUGUGCCUUAGCCCUGUUGCAUAACGUGCUCAAGCUGAGGGGGUACGUUCGUUUCAAUUCUCUUGGGUUCCUGCUCAUCUGGUACAGCUCUGCCUUCUUCGAUGCCUCAAUGCUCAUCACCGUUUUCCUUGCAGUACAGAAGUGUGCAUGCGUAGCUAUCCCCUUGUUGUUCAAAAACGUCUUCACGAGAUCCCGGUGCGUCGUUGUGGUAGUGGUCAUUUACGUGGGAACCUUCACUUGGUACAUGCCUCUGCUCAGCCAACAGGGAAUGAAAGAAAGGUUCGACCGACGGACAAACACGACCGCCUUGAUGUAUAAAGCACCACCUCACUUUUUGCUCAUGUUGCAAUUAUUCAAAUCUGUUAGCCGCACCGUGUUACCUGGAAUUUGUCUUUCUCUCAUUAUCAUUUCCGUCAUUGUCCUCACCAUCAAACUCAAACAAGCUAGCAAGUUCCGACAGGCAUCGGCCUCCCAUGGCAACAAAGACAACAACAAAAACUCGGACUCAUCUUCCAUGAAACAAAACCCCAGCUCUAGCAAAGAGCUUCGGGUCAUCAAGGCCGUGACCUUGGUUUCGACUAUCUUUGUCGUCUGCUAUAUUCCAGACAUCGUUGUCUCAUUUUGCCAGAUCUUUUUUCCAGAAUUAUCCGACAGAGGACGAUACCGAAACAUGAGGAAGCUUGUGGAUGAAAUACACAGCGUCAUGACCACAGUCAACUCGUCCGUAAACAUCUUCGUGUAUUUCACUUUUAACACUCGCUAUAGGGAGAAGCUGGUCCGUCUGUUUUCCCAGUUCCGUAGAUCUAGGAGCGGAUAG
Messenger RNA from Aplysia californica (California sea hare), 918 nucleotides. RefSeq lists its product as uncharacterized. Gene Ontology annotation, molecular function: G protein-coupled peptide receptor activity. Bases 1 to 918 code for a protein of 305 amino acids. Gene Ontology annotation, cellular component: membrane. The record is from RefSeq and is a predicted model, not a curated record. The transcript has a single exon. Gene Ontology annotation, biological process: neuropeptide signaling pathway. Lineage: Eukaryota; Metazoa; Mollusca; Gastropoda; Aplysiida; Aplysiidae.